Plasmopara halstedii is the source of this 1683-nucleotide messenger RNA. Its product is annotated as Major facilitator superfamily domain, general substrate transporter. Lineage: Eukaryota; Oomycota; Peronosporomycetes; Peronosporales; Peronosporaceae. The record is from RefSeq and is a predicted model, not a curated record. Gene Ontology annotation, cellular component: membrane. The transcript has a single exon. Bases 1 to 1683 code for a protein of 560 amino acids.
AUGGAGCCCAAGGCCGCCACGUCCCCGCCUGGGCGUCUGCCACGACUUAAUCUAGAUGAAACACUCGAUGCGUCUAUUGGAUCCUUGUCUUCUCCUGACAAUGUGAUAACUAGCUCGACAGAACAAUCCGUCGACUGCAAAGCAAAGUCCACAAUAAAAGCGCUAUCACCACUGAAAGAAUCUGCCAAGACGCGACUCCGUAGUGAAACCAGCAAUGUCUCGCAAUUCUCCAAAUAUCGCCAAUUCUGCAACUGGGUGCAACACUUACGUGAUACGUUUGGAACUGCUUUCUUGGUACUUAGUACAAUUGUGUACGUCGUUCAAGGCUUCUCGAGCUUUACGGUUUUAGCGAUCAAUUACUUUUUUAAAGACAAUUUGGGUCUGCAACCAAUUGAGUCGCAAUUGCUACACAUGAUCACGAAGAUUCCGUGGAGAGUCAAGCCAGUCUACGGUAUUCUCUCGGAUAGUUUGCCUUUAUUUGGCUACCACCGAAAGUCGUACAUCAUGCUCUGCAGUGUCUUGCAAACGACAGUGACGCUAGUGAUGGCUGUGCCAGACCUUGUUACUACACCAACGAUGGCUGUACUUAUGCUGAUGCUACAAAGUCUGUCAGUAGCUGUUAUUGACGUGGUGAUUGACGCUAGAGUUGUCGAAAUCUCUAGACUUGAUCCUGAAAAUGGUCCAAAUGACCUGCAAUCAUUGUCGUGGGUAGCUACAUCUUUAGGUGGCAUGCUUGGUGCUUUCCUAUCUGGUCCCGCUACGGCAUGUUUGGGCGUACGUGGUGUCUUCUGUGCAGCAGCUUUGGGUCCAAUCACGACUUUACUAUUGUCAAUGUUUAUGGAAGAAUCCCAGAGUACGCUGAGCAAGCGCGAUUUUGUAUCGUCUGCAACCAAGCAACUUCGACAACUCAAGAUUGCCAUUUCCACUCCUGUCGUUUGGAUGUGUGCAUUGUGGGUCUUUAUCUCGCAUGCAAUCAGUCCCGCGUACACUCAAAUUUUGUUCUUUUUUUCUACUGACGUGCUGCAUUUUACACCCGAGUUCUUAGGAACUGUCUCGGCUAUUGGCUUUAUAUUUUUAAUGGCAGGUACAAUGCUGUACAAUACUUAUUUCACGAAUGUCUCGUUUCGAAGAAUAUUUUUUGUCGCACAAUUAUGUCUCGCUCUCGUGUCGCUUGUAGACGUUGUAUUGGUAACACGUCUCAAUUUAGAAAUUGGAAUACCAGACAAGGCGUUUGUAUUGGGGGACCACGUGGUGGCAGAUGUUAUUGGUCGUCUCAAAACGAUGCCGAUCAUGGUACUUUGUGCUAAAUUAUGUCCUAGGGGGAUCGAAGGGACUUUAUUCGCGCUCCUCAUGUCAAUUUCCAACCUCUCAUACAGUGUGAGCGAAUUCUGGGGUGCAUUUGUUUGCGAUUGGAUGGGAAUUUCGAAAGACGAAUACGAAAUGUUGUGGUUGGCUAUUGUACUUCGAAGUGCUUUAAAAGUGGUGCCAAUCUUUUUCCUCUUUUUAAUUCCAUCGUCAGAUCCACAAGAUUUGAUUGACAAAAUGGAUUUGGGCUCACCAGUUCGCGCCAAUCUAGAGGAUGAUAAUGAUACUGUUGGCACAAUUCGAGAAAAUCAGCAAGUGGAUACUUGCUCACCCUCUGAACAAGUGGUCUUGAAUAGCACAUCUGCUGUUAUAGUCUAG